This is a messenger RNA of Tachyglossus aculeatus (Australian echidna), 6357 nucleotides long. It is a transcript of the gene FANCM, whose product is annotated as FA complementation group M. The record is from RefSeq and is a predicted model, not a curated record. Gene Ontology annotation, molecular function: four-way junction DNA binding; 3'-5' DNA helicase activity; nuclease activity. The transcript has 26 exons. Gene Ontology annotation, biological process: replication fork reversal; interstrand cross-link repair; double-strand break repair via synthesis-dependent strand annealing. Bases 21 to 5885 code for a protein of 1954 amino acids. Lineage: Eukaryota; Metazoa; Chordata; Mammalia; Monotremata; Tachyglossidae.
UGCGGGGCUACCAGGUGCAGAUGGCGGGCGCCGCCCUGUACCGCAACACGCUGGUGUGCCUGCCCACCGGGCUCGGCAAGACCUUCAUCGCCGCCGUGCUCAUGUACAACUUCUACCGCUGGUUCCCCGACGGCAAGGUGGUCUUCACGGCGCCCACCAAGGCGCUCGUCGCCCAGCAGCGGGACGCCUGCGCCCGCCUCAUGGCCAUCCCCCGGGCCCACAUGGCACGGCUCACAGGCUCCACUCAGGCCCACAUCAGGAAGGACAUCUGGACCAGUAAGCGAGUCCUGUUCCUCACCCCUCAAGUCAUGGUGAAUGACCUUUCUCGAGGAGCCUGCCCCGCUGUUAAAAUUAAAUGCCUAGUCAUCGACGAAGCCCAUAAGGCUCUUGGAAAUUACGCCUAUUGUCAGGUUGUAAGGGAGUUAACAAAGUAUACAAAUCACUUUCGAAUUCUGGCUCUCAGUGCAACCCCGGGCAGUGAUACAAAGGCCGUCCAGCAGGUUGUUUCCAACCUCCUGAUCGGACAGAUAGAGCUCCGUUCUGAAGACUCCCCGGAUAUCAUCCCUUACUCCCACGAGCGACGGGUCGAAAAACUCGUGGUGCCGCUUGGUGAAGACCUAGCAGCAAUCCAGGAUGCUUAUAUCCAGGUAUUAGAAGCGUUUGCCAGUCCCCUGAUUCGAAUGAACAUCUUGAUGCGGCGAGACAUCCCCAAUCUCACCAAGUAUCAGAUCAUUCUAGCCAGAGAUCAAUUUAGGAAAAACCCCUCCCCACAAAUGGUCGGGAUUCAGCAAGGCAUCGUCGAAGGGCAGCUUGCUCUCUGUAUUAGCUUAUAUCAUGGUUUUGAGCUACUGCAGCAAAUGGGACUGAGGUCAUUCUACAUGUUCCUGCGUGGAAUUAUGGAUGGAACUAAAGGCUUGGCUCGUGCAAGAAAUGAACUUGGGCGGAAUGAGAACUUCAUGAAGCUGUACAGACACCUGGAGAGCAUGUUCCCAGACAGUGGGACACAUUCAGGAAGUAGUACCGGCAUUAGCGCCACACGGAUAGGACAUGAAGAUCGAAAGGUUUUCUAUAGCCACCCCAAAUUAAAAAAAUUAGAAGAAGUUGUAGUGGAACACUUCAGGACGUGGAAAGAUCAAAGGGUAUCCGAAAGCAAUUGUGACGGUACCAGGGUUAUGAUCUUCUCCUCGUUUCGAGACAGCGUCCAAGAAAUCGCAGACAUGCUUCAUCAGCACCACCCUAUUAUCAGAGCCAUGACGUUUGUCGGGCAAGGUUCAGGGAAGAACGUGAAGGGUUUCACCCAGAAGGAGCAACUUGAGGUAGUGAGACAGUUUCGCGAUGGGGGAUAUAACACACUGGUCUCGACGUGUGUCGGUGAAGAAGGUUUGGAUAUUGGAGAAGUUGAUCUUAUAGUCUGUUUUGAUGCCCAAAAGAGUCCAAUUCGCCUCGUGCAACGAAUGGGAAGAACCGGCCGCAAACGUCAAGGCAGGAUUGUGGUAAUUCUGUCAGAAGGAAGAGAAGAACGGAUGUAUAAUCAAAGUCAGGCAAACAGAAAAAGUAUUUAUAAAGCGAUCGCAGGAAAUAGCAAGGCCCUUCAUUUUUACCAAGGAAGCCCGCGUAUGGUUCCCGAUGGAAUCAACCCUAAACUGCACAAAAUGUUCAUCACUCCUGAAACACCAGAGUCAGCAAAGCCUUCCAGAACUCUGCCGCGAAAGUCAUCACUGUCUUCCUGUGGAGGCAAGCAGAGAAAUUUAAAGGAAGGCUGGUGCCUUUCAGAAGAAGAAUUUGAAAUAUGGAACCAGCGUUAUAGAUUAAAAGAAAGUGAUCAAAUACAAGAAAUCAUCUUCCCCCAGGGCCGGUUUGCAUCUUUGCAAGAUGAGAAAGAAAUACCACAACAGAACCCAAGAGCCGGCACCCGUGAACUGUCUCUCUUUGAGUGGAGAGUCUGGCAGAAUCGGCCCUUUCCCACUCAUCUAGUCGAUCAUUCAGAGCGUUGCUACCACUUCAUAAGCAUCAUGGAAACGAUCGAACUGAUGAGACACGAAGAGGGGGAAUGUAGCUACGACCUGGAAAUUAAACCGUAUUUGCAAAUGGAGGACGUUACUUUCCCAGCGAGUGAUCUGAGGCGGAGCUGUGCCCUUCCCAUCUCCGGCCCCGCCAAGCCACAGAGGGAAGGGAUCGGCGAGCCGUCAUCCCCGUUCAUCGGGUCCGCUGAUGGACAGACGUCCCUGUCCGAACCGCCAGCUGGGCUCAGAGCCUCCGGAACACCACAGCCCGGGCGAAGAACAAUCCUGGCGGAAGUGGAAAAAGCGCAGCCCACUGAGGAAAACACCGAUGGGGGUGUUAAAUCCUCGAUAACUCCAGUUCGCUCUCCUGCUGAACAUUCACUUCGGGGCGGUCUCCAGGAGGGUAAAAUGGAGCCCACCGCGGAGCAAAUGACGGUCCAAGGCGAGGCUAGUGAAAAAGCUGAGACUUUGGCAGGUGGGCGGUCAUGUGAGGGUCAUUUCUCAAUGACCAGUAAGUGCGCAGAUUCUGGUUAUAACAGCUUUGCUGGAGAGAACUCAUCUGCUUCAUCCAGCAUGUUUUACCCUCCGGAAGAAGAACUGUUUUCAGCUGGAGCAGCUGCUGAGUUUUAUCAAGGUGGCCACUCAUUGACCCAGGAAAUGCUUGCUAAUGUCGAAAGAUUUCUGUCACGGUCUCCCCCUCCUCUAAGUGAAAGCUCUGAUUUUGAAGAUGGCGGACUCCAAGUUCUUGCUUUACAAAGCAACCCCUCCUUCCCCAGCGCAGAGCAAUUUCAAAACGGCAGCCCCAUCCAUCUUGGGGCUCAUUCAACUAUACACACUCAACUGAGCUGGGAAUUAAAAUUGCCCCAAAACAGCCAACUUUCAAAACCAAAUCUCUCCUCUGACGCGUUGCAUGACAGGCCGAGCUGGGAUGAUAUAUUUGAAUGUGACGAUGAAGCGAACGUAGAUGUCGAAGGCGAAGAUCUGGAAGUGGAAAAUCACAUUCAGACAAACAGUGUUUCACCAAAAACCUUAAAUGGAGAAAGGCAUAAUGGAGCUUGUGGAAGCCAUGUGGAAGGAUUGGAAAUCGAUCAAGACAGCAUAAGAUUAUUUGAAGAUGCCGAUGAUGAAUUUCACAACAAAAGCCCUUCUCAUCUCAGCAGUAGCUGCAGGAUUUUAUUGACCCCAGACAGAGCUGCAGCAGAAGAAGUUCCUCUUGCCUUUCAUUCCCCCUUUUCUAAUGAACAGAUUGAAGGCAAUGAUUCCGAAUCCAGAAAUCCACUAGAGAACAACCCUGAAAUCCGGGAAUCUUCUGAAAACUUUUGGGGUGAGAACGAGAGCAAACUGCAGAAUGGUGAAGCAUAUGACAACUCUAAAGAAUUAUUUUCUAUUACCUUUGAUUUAGGGUUUUGCCUGCCGGAUUCCGACGAUGAAAUCCUAGAGCAGGCAGCAGAUGUGGAUCCAAUUGAUGUUGAGAAACCAAAUUAUCUUUCUGGGAGCCCUGCGGAUUGCAAAAAUAUGAAGGGUACAGAUUUUAAAUUAAGUAAGGCAUCCUCACCUUGGGGUCAUAAUGGAAGUGAGACUCAAACAGUAUUUUCUACCCCAUUAACCCUUCAAAAUCAUCGUAGGGGUUCAGAAAAACGAUCCAAACCAUUUGAUCCGGAGUUUUCUCCUCUGAGUGAAGCAAAAGAAAGGGAAUUCGGAUCUCCUGAUAAUGCCGUCGCUGCUACAUCAUUUUCUUCAUUGGGAGUUGAAAAGAUGGGGAGCACUCCGUCCUGCAGACCAGAUGCAAUGAAUUCAUCUUCCAAGACUGGACAGAAAGUACUUCAAACCCCAGCUACUCAUAGGCAUAGAGUAAAUCCAAGAAGUAUCAAAAAAGUUUUAAAUUCAGCUUUUGAGAAUCCCGGACUAGGCACAGAAAAAGUGAAAAGCAACACUCAUGUAAGAUUGCAUGAGGCUGGUCCUUUUAUUGUGAAAGGAAGUAGCAGUGAAAGUGACGAUGAUGUGGCUUUCCAAAGAAAAAGUGAGAAAAAGAAGAGAGAUGUCUUGCAAUCCCCUGAGGGUUCGAAUAAGAGUGAUGUUGAUUCUCCUCUUCAUGUCGUCAAAAAACGGAGACGUCCAUUAAACACAUCAGAAUCUUCUAGUGAUGAGAGUGCGGAUUUUCAAAAGCCAGCCAGACCUCAGAAUAGGAACUUCAAGAGCGACAACAAGCAUUUUCGAAGUGGUGCUCGAGCUGAAAAAAACCAUCUACACCUGAAGUCUGCAGGGAGGCAGUUUUUAGAUGAAGAGGCAGAGCUUUCCCAGGGAGAUGGGGACACUGUUUCGUCAGAUGAAAGUGAUGACUCCGAAAAUGAACAGGACCCCAUGCUCCUUGAAUUCCUUAAUGAUGGAACUCAACUUUCCCAGGUUUUAAAUGAUUCUGAGAUGGAAGGUGUUUAUCUAAAAUCUGUGCGCAGUCCAUGGAUGAGCAAUAAGUAUAAAAUGGUGCACAAGAGACGUGAUGUGACCACCAUUUUCUCUCAGAUUCCUGAGCAAGAUGAGGCUUAUGUAGAAGACAGCUUCUGUGUGGAGGAGGAAGAGGAAGCCCUUUGUAAAAGCGAUUCAGGUGAAGAGAUAUGCGUUGACUUCAACCUACUCAACGAAGAAUGCUUUACCGGCAUCCGGAAAAAAUACCAGACUCGGCGAGCGGUGAAACUGAAGCAAGCCCGUGAAUUGCCAAGGAAGAAAUUAUCCAGAAUUAUUGUUAUUGAUGAUUCUAGCGAGGAGGAGGACAAUGCUAGCGAUAAACCCGAGUCCAAUGCGACAGCGGGUCCCAAUUCGAGCAAGAAGGAGCUUCAGGGGGACUGUUCUGCGUCCCGUUUGCCGCCUGGCCCUUCUAUGGAGCCACAAGCCAACACGAGUCAGAGUGGUGCUCCUCAGUCACUGACCCAUAAGCCAAAUCCGCUCGGGUUAAAGGCUGCCGUCUCCGAAGUGGUUGAUUUCCAGCCCGAUCAUAGGGAUGAUGUGAUCUGUGCCUUGCCGGCUGCAGUCACAGCCGAUUCGGGAAGAGACGGCGGGCGUCGUUCAGGGAAACUCAAGGGAGAUGGCUCUCUGAAGGCUGUUGAGCCGUACACUUCUGCUUUAUGUGGCUCCCUUCCAGAAGAACGCUCGGGUCGGCCCGAUGUCGCAAUGGACCAAAGAAAACAAACCUGUAUUCUGGUAGAUUGCCGGGAGAUCUCGUCCGGCUCGGAAAUCAUUUCUUCCCUAAAGGCAGUUCAUAAAUUAGACGUGGAGGUGUGUUCCCUCAGUGGCUGUGAUUAUAUCGUGAGCAACCGAAUGGUGGUGGAAAGAAAAUCUCUGUCUGAGUUGCUGAACAGUCUGAAUAGAACUAAACUUGUGGAGCGGAUUCAGCACUUGCAAAGCAAGUUUGAAAGAAUAUGUGUGAUUGUGGAAAAGGACCGAGAAAAAACAGGAGACACAUCCAGGUUGUUCCACAGAACCAAGAGCUACGAUAGCCUGUUGGCGGCCUUAAUCAGUGCCGGAAUCCGAAUUCUUUUCAGCUCUUGCCAAGAGGAAACUGCGGAUUUGCUCAAAGAAUUGGCUUUAGUGGAGCAGAGAAAAAAUGUUGGUAUUCAAGUGCCAACAGCAGUGACGGGCAGCAGGCAGGGAAUCCUCCAGUUCUACCUGACGAUUCCCAACAUAAGCUACGUCACUGCGCUGAACAUGUGCCACCACUUUCCGUGUGUGAAAAAGAUGGCCAACAGCUCACUCGAGGCGAUUGCUUUUUGCGCACAAGUAACUCAGCAGAAAGCCGAGGAGAUCUACCAUUACAUUCACUAUGCCUUUGAUGAACAAAUGUUGCCAGACAACCCGAAUCAUGGCAAGGCGAAACCCAGAUUACAAUAGCAGGGCCCAGGAAAGGACGGCGGGAAACUCCAGAUACCAGAAAUGCACUUUAUGAAAUAGCUCGAUUUUCGAUUCCUGAAAGGGUCAAUAAUCUCAGCAUUACUUAACUCUGGGUAACACUGAAGGGACCAAGUCAGGGUGCUAGAGCCAAACACCGCUGAAGAGCACUGAAAUGAAAACUUGGCUGGCUCCCGUCACUGCUUCCGGACCUCACCCGCUCCACCCAGGAUUCCAAGUUCCUGACCAUCAUAUAUAUCAAUCAAAGUUCAGAGCAGUUGGAAAAACGGCAAAGGUCCAUGGGCUGAAGGAGCUGGUACCCAAGUCAGGGAGCCCACCAGGCAUCAACACCAGGGAACAUCUCCUUGGCUCCUCCUAAGGUAAAUCCACCCCUGAAGAAGGGCUUUGGCUUUCAUCCUCUCGAAGAUUUUUACCGGCGAUUCGUACGUCACAGGGUCAAAUUCUCUCUUAAAGC